Molecule: messenger RNA, 1086 nt
Organism: Paramacrobiotus metropolitanus
Lineage: Eukaryota; Metazoa; Tardigrada; Eutardigrada; Parachela; Macrobiotidae
Exons: 2
Coding region: 201-950 (249 amino acids)
Source: RefSeq, a predicted model, not a curated record
CACAUGCACUUAUAAAGACACCACAACAACGUUUACUGCCGGAACCAAACGUUGCUCGCCUUUGCGUUUACAGCAUCAAGGUACCAGCUGUGCUCCUAUGCGAUUGUUCAUCCCUUUAUCAUAAUAAUUUUUAUACGUUGUCCGCACACAGACAUACGUAGUAUCAGGAUUGAGGGCUGUUCUUGACUUCUGUCAAAAAAAUGCUGUACCGUUCGGGUUUCGGGGUCUUGGCAGUGGCCGUUGUGCUGCUUCUGCAAACUCAGAGUGGUGAGGCCAAUUGGUUUACCGACCUAUUCACAUCGUCUAAGGCAAGAGAAGCUCAUGAGACCGUGUAUAAUGAAAAUCCAAGCACGGCGAAUACCCCUCAAAAACACAAAUCCUCCUGGACUCACGAGCUGAUCGCAGCGGCGGCCGGUUGGCAAGCCAUGCGGGCGUAUGAGAACCAUCAAGCCAAAAAGACCGGCGAACCGGUCAAUCACUCUGUUGUCAAAGGUGUUCUGGCCGGUCUGGCAGCGGCCGCCGUGGACCGGUUAAUCGAAACAAAGGGAUUAGACUGGCUGGAUGCGCAGCGCGCCAAAUCCCGAGCGACACAGCAAGCGGAAAGCCUGGUCGGCGAGAAGUACGGUAUGCGGUUAUUCGGUAGCGGUUCGGGAUCCGGUUCAGGGGGCGGCGAUCGGGUCAACACGCCGAACUGGCAGAACGGAGUACGCGAUGCCGAUCCGGAAGCGUUGGGCAUCGGCAGAAAUCCCCGACCUGACCGCUUGGACAGCAAUCGAAAUCGCGAGGAGACGUACGGCGAAGACCGGUAUAACAACCGCAAUGAAGGAAACGGGAACUACAGAAAUAGCGAUCGCGAUUAUCGACGCCGUGAUGACGAUGAGGAUCGCGGCGGGAGUGUUGGUUAUUCCGUACGCGAUACGACAUAUUCGCCUGACGGUGAAUACCGGUGAUUUCAUUUAGAUCGGAGAGGGAAAUAUUUAUGCUGAAUUUCCUCUUUUGUUGCGUGUUAUGUUAUAUUUAUUUAUGCCUCGCUUUGUAAGAAAUUUGUUGAAUGCAUUCAGCAUUAAAAUGUAUACGAGUAUACAA